Botrytis deweyae is the source of this 2580-nucleotide messenger RNA. RefSeq lists its product as uncharacterized. Gene Ontology annotation, biological process: intracellular signal transduction; protein phosphorylation; regulation of MAPK cascade. Gene Ontology annotation, cellular component: cytoplasm. The transcript has 4 exons. The record is from RefSeq and is a predicted model, not a curated record. NCBI's taxonomy places the organism in Eukaryota, Fungi, Ascomycota, Leotiomycetes, Helotiales, Sclerotiniaceae. Gene Ontology annotation, molecular function: protein serine/threonine kinase activity; ATP binding. Bases 1 to 2580 code for a protein of 859 amino acids.
AUGGCUUCACAAAAUAGCAUUUACACACCAGGUCAAUUCAUGAACCCGGGACCCGCGCCUCGACCUCCUGCUGGCCCUCGACUAAAUUACACUCCUACUACCGCGAAUAUUCCAGGAAAUGUGUCUGCCCCUAACAUUUCCCAGUUAAGCAUCAAUUCUCCAAUCGCCAGAACCGCCACAUCGACAUACUCUGGCUCGACCGUCUCUCUUCCUUUAGCUCGACAACAGACCAAUAUGGAUGGACAAGGAGGAGUCGCAGUGAUCAAGGAGGGAUGGGCUUCAGUCAAGGAAGGCAAGAACUUCAUCAGCCCUUGGAAGAAUAAGUGGCUUAUCCUCCGAAAGGAAGCACUCGAUUUUCAUAAGACUGAAGGUGGUAAAGUUGCCUAUCAAAUUGUACUCAAGGAUGUUCUCGGAGUUUCAAGAGUUGAGGCCGCGGGAACUAUCUUCGAAAUCAGGAGAACCAUGAACGGCUCAUCAAACAACCCAGGAGAUGAUGAUAGUACUGGGAGGACUCUCCAGAUCAAAGUGAAGAGCGAUGACGAUUUGUACGAAUGGAUUGACUUCAUCUAUGCCCGUUGCCCUGGAAUGGGCGGUGUCAGCAACCCAACUAAUUUCAGUCAUUCUGUCCAUGUCGGUUUCGAUCCCAAUACUGGAGAGUUUGUCGGAUUGCCUGCAGAGUGGUCAAAAUUGUUGAACUCUUCAGCUAUUACCAAGGAAGAUUAUGAGAGAAACCCCCAGGCUGUUUUUGAAGUUCUGGAAUUUUACUCUGACAUCACCAAGCGUCAACAAAAUCCCCAGCAAUUUUCGAGUUUGACACCUACACCAUCUGUCGCUCCAAAUCAAAACAAGCAACUUGGUUAUAUGCCAGGUAAUUCUAUCGCACCUCCCAGGCCUCUUCAACCCCAACAGCAGCCAAGCAACAAUGGUUACGGCUCGCCACAGCAGCAGCCGCAGCAACAACCAAGAAGACCCACACCCCCAGAGCAAAGUCAGCAGCGCAAUCAAAUGCAACAAAUGGCAUCGAACUAUGUUUCUCCUGAUCAACGUGAGGAACAGAGACAGAUGCAACUGGCUGCGCAAAGACAGCGAGAAUUUGAGAUCGCCGAACAGAACCGACUGGAUAUGGAAAAUUAUAACGCAUCAAUUCCUCAAACUCGCACGCCAGUGGCCAAACAGGAGAUUGGUGGCGGUGGUUACUCGAGCAGUCCAUCCCAAGACCGCUACAACCCGACUAGGGUGGCACCUUCUGCCCCUCGUCCACAGCAAGGACAACAAACCGCUGCUCAAAGACCAGCCCAGAGACAAGCUCCGUCUGCGCCAACUUCGAAUGGUCCAGCCAGACCACCACUUACCACUCAGCAAAGCUCCUCUUCUAUGAGAGACCAAAAUGGAUCCGAGAGACAAGAUCCUCGAUAUCAAAAUGGCCAAGCCGCAAGUGCAUCCCAGCAGCAGCGACCAGCUCAGCAACAACAACCACCGUCUAGGUUGCCUGCCCCAGUCAACAACGUCAAGCCACUUAAUGUUGCACCAAAACCAGCUGCUAAUGGCGCCCAACAAAACGAUGCGGUCAAAGCUGCAGAAGCUGCUCUUACCGCUAAACCAGCCGCUUCUGAGCGCACAAAGGAUGUUAGAAUGUCAACCAUGUCCGAGAACGAGGUUAUGGCUAAAUUGAAGGAAGCUGUUUCCAAGGAUGACCCCAACCUUUCUUACUCCAAGCAGAAGAAAAUUGGACAAGGUGCUUCAGGCUCUGUAUAUGUUGCGAAGGUCAAAGAAAACCCAGCAUCUCCUGUUGCUCGUGAAGUGUUGCGUCAACAAGGCAGCAAAGCUCAAGUCGCAAUUAAACAAAUGGAUUUGGCUCACCAACCGAGAAAGGAGCUGAUUGUAAACGAGAUCAUGGUUAUGAAGGAUAGCAAGCAUCGCAACAUUGUCAAUUUCCUCGAUGCUUUCUUGAGAAACAACUAUACCGAACUCUGGGUAGUUAUGGAGUAUAUGGAGGGAGGUGCCUUGACCGACGUUAUUGACAACAACUCGAACAUUACUGAAGACCAAAUUUCCACCAUUUGCCUCGAGACUUGCCGUGGACUCGAGCAUCUGCAUGCACAAAGCAUUAUCCAUCGUGAUAUCAAGAGUGACAAUGUUCUGCUCGAUGCACGUGGUAAUGUCAAGAUCACCGAUUUCGGAUUCUGCGCCAAACUCACCGAAUCUAAAUCCAAGCGCGCCACCAUGGUUGGUACUCCUUACUGGAUGGCUCCUGAAGUUGUCAAGCAAAAGGAAUAUGGACCAAAGGUUGAUAUUUGGUCUCUUGGUAUCAUGGCUAUUGAGAUGAUUGAAUCUGAACCCCCAUAUCUCAACGAGGAGCCUCUUAAAGCUCUAUACUUGAUUGCCACAAAUGGCACCCCUCGUCUCAAGAAGCCUGAAAAGCUCAGCAAAGAACUCAAGGCUUUCUUGUCCGUCUGUCUUUGUGUCGAUAUUAGAAGCAGAGCAUCUGCAGAUGAACUGCUGAUGCACGACUUCUUGAAGCAUGGGUGUGAUACUGCUAGCUUAGCUAACCUCCUACAUUUCCGAAAGAACGCCAAAUAA